AUGGAGGCCGGAGAGGAAAAGGAACGCGUUCUGAAGCAAAGGCAAGUCUUGCUAUUUUUUGCUUUGCUGGGCAUAGCUCAGGCUGAUUUCGAACUUAGGCACUAUUCAGUGGCUGAGGAAAUGGAGAGUGGAUCCUUUGUAGCUAAUUUGUUAAAUGACCUGGGACUGGAGAUAGACGAGUUAGCUGCGCGGGGGCCUCAAGUCAUUUCCAAAGGGAAAAAAUUGAAUUUGCAGGUCGAUAGGCAGACCGGAGAUUUGUUAUUAAAUGAGAAAUUGGACCGCGAGGAACUGUGUGGCCCCACGGAGCCGUGUGUACUACCGUUCCAGAUAUUACUGGAAAAUCCCUUGGAGAUUUUUCAGGCUGAGCUACGGAUUAGGGAUAUAAAUGAUCAUUCUCCAGUAUUUCUAGACAAGGAAAUUAUUUUGAAAAUUUCAGAAAGUAUCUCUCCUGGAACCACUUUCCUAAUAGAACGAGCCCAGGACUUAGAUGUAGGAUGUAACAGUCUGCAAAAUUACACCAUAAACCCCAAUUUCCACUUCCAUCUUAAAUUGCAAGAUAGUUCCACUGGCAUAUUGCCACAGUUGGUCCUGGACAAAGCACUGGAUCGCGAAGAACAGGCUGAGAUCAGUUUAACGCUCACAGCGUUGGAUGGUGGGACUCCACCGAGAUCUGGCUCUGCCCUGGUCCUCAUUGAAGUCGUAGACAUCAACGACAAUGCCCCUGAAUUUGCAAAGCUGCUCUAUGAAGUACAGGUCCCUGAGAACAGACCCAUUGGAUCCCAGGUUGCUAUCGUCUCUGCUAGAGAUUUAGACACUGGAACUAAUGGAGAAAUAUCCUACACAUUUUCCCAAGCCUCCGAAGACAUUCGCAAAACGUUUCAAAUAAAUACACAAUCUGGAGAACUUCUUUUAACACAGAAACUAGAUUUUGAAUCCGUUCAGACUUAUACAGUAAAUAUUCAAGCGAUAGAUGGUGGGGGGCUUUCUGGAAGUUGUGUGUUGUUUGUUCAAGUGAUGGAUUUGAAUGAUAACCCUCCGGAAUUGACCAUAUCAACACUUAUCAACCAUAUCCCAGAAAAUGUGCAAGAGACCAUAGUUGCUGUAUUCAGUGUUUCAGAUCCUGAUUCAGGAGAUAAUGGAAGGACGGUUUGCUUCAUCCAAGAUGGUCUUCCUUUCUUUCUGAAACAUUCUGUUGGGAAUUUUUACACUCUUUUGAUAAACACGGCGCUGGACAGAGAGACCAUAUCCGAGUAUAAUGUCACAAUCACAGUUACAGACUUGGGAUCCCCCAGGUUGGAAACCCAGCAAAACGUAACUAUUUGGGUCUUAGAUGUCAAUGACAACGCUCCAACUUUCGAUCAAACCUCUUACACUAUGUUCAUCCGCGAAAACAAUAGUCCCGCCCAGCACUUGGGUAGCGUCUGCGCCACAGAUAGAGAUUCAGGUGCCAAUGCACAAAUCACAUACUCGAUGCUGCCGCCACAGGACCCACACCUCCCUCUCGCCUCCAUGGUCUCCAUCAACGCUGACAACGGGCAUCUGUUCGCUCUGAGGUCGCUGGAUUACGAGGCACAGCGAGCAUUUGAGUUCCGCGUGGGCGCGGCAGACGCGGGCUCCCCGGCUCUGAGCAGCGAGGCGUUGGUGCGCGUGGUGGUGGUGGACGACAAUGACAACUCUCCCUUCGUGCUGUAUCCGCUGCAGAAUGGCUCUGCGCCCUCCACCGAGCUGGUGCCCAGGGCAGCCGAGGCGGGCUACUUGGUGACCAAGGUGGUGGCGGUGGAUGGCGACUCAGGCCAGAACGCCUGGCUGUCCUAUCAGCUGCUCAAGGCCACGGAGCCCGGACUGUUCAGUGUGUGGGCGCACAACGGCGAGGUGCGCACCUCCAGGCUGCUGAGUGAGCGCGACGCAACGAAGCAUAGACUAAUCGUGCUGGUCAAGGACAAUGGGGUACCGCCAAUGUCGGCCACCGUCACGCUGCACGUGCUUCUAGUGGACGGCUUCUCUCAGCCUUACCUGCCCCUCCCUGAGGUGGUCCCCAGCGAGGUCCAGACAGACUCGCUCACCAUCUACUUGGUCAUUGCAUUGGCAUCUGUCUCGUCACUCUUCCUGUUCUCCGUGCUCCUGUUCAUCACGCUGCGACUGUGCAAGAGAUACAGAUCCGCCUCAGUGCCAGGAGGUCAUUUUCCAGGCAAUUUAGUGGACGUCAGCGGCACUGGAACCCUAUCCCAGAACUACCAGUACGAGGUUUGCCUGACCGGAGGUUCUGGGACCAGCGAGUUCAAGUUUCUGAAGCCAAUUAUACCCAACUUACUUUCACAGGGUGCUGAGAGGGUUAAUGAGACAAAUGCUAGUUUCAGGAAUAGCUUUGAAUUCAGUUAA
Molecule: messenger RNA, 2379 nt
Organism: Chrysochloris asiatica (Cape golden mole)
Lineage: Eukaryota; Metazoa; Chordata; Mammalia; Afrosoricida; Chrysochloridae
Gene: PCDHB2
Product: protocadherin beta 2
Exons: 1
Coding region: 1-2379 (792 amino acids)
Biological process (GO): homophilic cell-cell adhesion
Cellular component (GO): plasma membrane
Molecular function (GO): calcium ion binding
Source: RefSeq, a predicted model, not a curated record